This is a messenger RNA of Alternaria burnsii, 825 nucleotides long. RefSeq lists its product as uncharacterized. The coding region runs from base 1 to 825 and encodes 274 amino acids. Lineage: Eukaryota; Fungi; Ascomycota; Dothideomycetes; Pleosporales; Pleosporaceae. Gene Ontology annotation, molecular function: protein binding. The record is from RefSeq and is a predicted model, not a curated record. The transcript has 3 exons.
AUGGCGGAAGAACAGGCGCGCGAAGAGCUCUUGGGCACGUUCAAGAGUUUGCUCGAAUCUGGCGAUUACUCUGACUUUGUCAUCACCUGUGGAACCGACACCUACAACGUUCACAAGAGUGUGGUUUGUACUCGGUCGGGGUUCUUUAAGGGCGCGGAGAGAUUCACUGCUGGACAAGAAGCUGCGACUGCCAAGGCCGAUCUCUCAGAAGACGAGCCAGAGAUCGUGAAGCUACUUUUGCAGUACCUGUACGAAGGCGAAUACGACGUCAAGCUUGUUGACAUCAAGCUCGUCAAUAUGGCACACUCGACCCGGCCAGUGGUACGCGGCAACAUCUUGAGCCCCUGUCACUACUCCUUUCCGCACACUUGCCAACCUUACUGCUUUGACGACGAUUAUGCUUGGGUUUGCCAACAUCACCAAUGCUGCUCCCAGAACUGCUGUGUCAAUUUCGUGUGCACUCAGUGCUGCCCUGACUGGAUUCCUCCGCCAAAGGGCGCAGACGCAUCGCAACUCCUUCUCAGUGCGAAGAUGUACGAAAUCGGCGACAAGUACGACGUACUUGGACUCAAACAGCUCGCUCUUUCCAAGUUCUCUCUCGCAUGUGAGAAGUACUGGGAGAGUCAGCAGUUUGCCCCUGCCGCUCAUUAUGCUUUCUCCACAACACCAGAGAGCGACAAAGGCCUCCGAGACAUCGUCAUCAAAACCAUCGCAGACCACAUGAAGAUGCUUAAUUCACCGGCGGUGGAGGCGCUACUCAACGAGUUCAAUGGCCUGGCUAUGGGCGUGCUCAAGAUACGCGCGAAGGACUUGGGGUUGAUCUAG